Molecule: messenger RNA, 1478 nt
Organism: Ilyonectria robusta
Lineage: Eukaryota; Fungi; Ascomycota; Sordariomycetes; Hypocreales; Nectriaceae
Exons: 5
Coding region: 1-1074 (357 amino acids)
Source: RefSeq, a predicted model, not a curated record
AUGAGGUUCACACAUUCGAUUCAACAAGCCAUCGCGCCAAUUAUGCUUAGCUCACACCUUUGGAUAGUGACAGAGGCACACCCUGUCGAUGAGCAGAUCGUUUUCUCACUGGAACCCGCUGCAGCAAGUUCCUGCCCGGAUUCCGUGUUGAAGUGUGGCGCGAAUGACUGUCGACUGAAACUAUCGCUCCAUGAUACUUCCAAGCCCGUUUGUACGGGAAAAUAUGAAGGAUGUGAAUGUCUGACCGAGGAAGACGUCGGUUCCGGGAUGCGAAAACAGAAUCCCGUAACAAACGCCGUAACCGACAAUUUCUCUCCGGCAGUGAAGGCGACACAUCCAACAUACCCUCUUUUAGAAUGCUCGCAGGAGUUUGAGAGCGUCAACGUCUUGGAUUUCUGGCAAAACUUGGGUAUUAAAUUCGGAUGGGAUCUCGAAACGAGUGAUCAUAAGUGGGAUUUGUAUGUUGCCAAAGAGCACACAUACGGAGAAAAAUACGGCGAAAUGUCUGUCGAAUUCGAGUGGAGGAGCUAUCUAGAUGUUGCUUGCACAACUGAAAGCUCGGAUAUGAUCUGGGACGGCCUUGCUAACCCGCCUUGUCGCCCCGACGAUUACACAGUUGCCCGCUCAGCCUCGUUGAAGUUCGAUUGCGGCGAAGUCAAGUACAGAAUCCACCGUAAUAAGCCGGCCUCCCGUGGGCCAGUGCGCGAACCCCCGUUGGAUACUGUUGAGAAUGCCGAGUGGGAACACAAAGGCGGUAACUUGUACAGUGGAUUCUGCGCGAAGAUCAAGCGUGAGCAGCCGCUCAAGAUGACCGUCUAUCUGCAAGAACAAGGACUACUUCCCCACCAGGACUUUUACCUCCAAUCUAACAUUGAACUGUCUUGGAAACCCGGCUCUCAUGAGGAGUUGGAGGCCGGCUGUGGCCAGACAUGCGAGGAGGCGAUGCACAUUUUCCGAGCGAGUUCCUUGGGUCGUUUGGGGGAUGACAAGUCUUUGAUGGCACGAGCAGCCUCUUACGAUGUAGGCUGUGGGACAUACUCUUAUGUUUUCCGAGAUGGUACAGAGUCUCUAUAACUUAAAAACGCAGUGUGUUCCAGCCUGUCUCACGACACUUGUUACAAUGCGAACUAGUCACUACCUGAGAGCGUCUGCCUGCCUGCGAAGACACAAAUGGAAAGCUCCUCGGACUGGGGAAGGGGAUCAGUCUCUUCACGCGUAGGCGUCUUGCCCACCCUCCCAUGCCUGUCACUCCAUAGUUCGGCGGGGCGAGAAUUGCAAGCAGCACGGCAAUCAAGCAUUCGUGGUCCUGGAGAAGCUUCUCGGCAUCUUAUACACGGCAACAUGCCAAUCAAGCUUUAAGAAUAUACUCUGCCGGCGUACUCACGUUGUGGGAGUUCUAUCUAGGCCGCUUGUAAGGUGUUUGAGGCCAAAGCAGAGCGACGACCCGUGUUUGGCUUAUAGGAGUUCCCGAGCAGGGG